CGCGCCGGGCAGGGGAGAGCCGGGGAGAACCAUAGAGAGCGGCGGCUAGAGCGGCCCCCCCGCGCUUCCGCUUCCUCCUUCUCUUCCUCCCCCCUCCCCGCGCGCGCCGUUGCUAUGGAGACGCAAGAUGGCGGCCGCGGGUGCCAGCUGUAGGGAGCGGCGAUGCUGAGCCCCCGAUGCUGAGCCCCUGGCACCACACCAUGAGCUGCCUGCACCGCUGGGGAUGCCGGGGCUGAGGGCUCCAGCCCCCCGGGAAGGAAGAUGCUCCAGACCAGCAAUUACAGCCUGGUGCUGUUCCUGCAGUUUCUGCUGCUGUUCUACGACCUGUUUGUCAACUCCUUCUCGGAGCUGCUCCGCACAGCCCCUGCUGUCCAGCUCAUCCUCUUUAUCAUCCAGGACAUCGCCAUUCUCUUCAACGUCAUCAUUAUCUUCCUCAUGUUCUUCAACACCUUCGUCUUCCAGGCCGGGCUGGUCAACCUCCUCUUCCACAAGUUCAAGGGGACCAUCCUGCUGUCCGCAGCCUACCUGGCGCUCAGCAUUUCCUUCCACGUCUGGGUCAUGAACCUGCGGUGGAGGGACUCCAGCCGCUUCGUCUGGACCGAGGGCCUGCAGACGCUUUUUGUUUUCCAGCGGCUGGCGGCCGUGCUCUACUGCUACUUCUACAAGCGGACGGCGGUGCACCUGGGCGACCCCCUCUUCUACCAGGACUCGCUCUGGCUGCGCAAGGAGUUUGCUCACUUCCGCGGCUGACGGCGCCGCUCCAGCUUGCCCCUCUGCAACUCCUCUCCCCGAGGGACGGAUCCCAGAGGCCGGGGGAGCUGGGCCGGGCCCCUCAGCGGUGCUCUUUGUGCUUCCAGCGUCCAGGCCCGCUGCUGGCGCUGGCGCGGCUCAUGCAGACGGCAGGGAUCAGCAGGAUGCUGGUGUGUCCUGGUCUGCCUCUGCGUCACAGCCCCUGGUGGGACUUGGGUGUUUUUGUGGGUAGUAAAGGAAUAAACUCGCUGUGUUUUCCA
Molecule: messenger RNA, 1010 nt
Organism: Anas platyrhynchos (mallard)
Lineage: Eukaryota; Metazoa; Chordata; Aves; Anseriformes; Anatidae
Gene: TMEM138
Product: transmembrane protein 138
Cellular component (GO): cilium
Source: RefSeq, a predicted model, not a curated record